CACGCACGGCACGAGCCAAUGGCGAUCUUUCGACAACGCCUGCCGAUUGGUCACGGCUUUUCGAAAUCGCCAAUCGCCGUCAAACGAGACGUUUGUUCCGAACACAAACACCGGACUUCUGGAUUUUUUACGGAGCUGCUCCAUUCUCCAGCUGGACACGCACAGCGUGGAACGCGCACGGAGAAAACGUAGUCGAUCAAGUUUUUUUUUUUUUUUAUGGAAUUAUGAAUUUUCAGUUGCGCAAGAGAUACAUGCAUGUCGGAUUUGUCAAGUGUUUGUAAACAACUUAAUCAUGUUCUCCAAGUACCUGUGGCUGUCGCUGCUGUUUGGAAUUAUUUCUUUUCUGUAUUCGCGCGAUUUUCUAACAACAAUCGUAAAGUAUAUAUAUACGGAUGAAACGUUGACAGAUAGAUUUGAUACGAGAUAUUUUGGAUUGAAUAAAGAUUCCAAUGCGGACAAAAUAUAUACCGUAAGUGAAUUAAAACAAUAUAGAAAUAUGAAGGACGGUUUGUACCUUGCGAUUUUAGGCCGAGUUUUUGACGUGACAAAAGGCGAAAAACAUUACGGGCCUGAAGGAAGCUACCACGCAUUUACUGGUCGUGACGCUUCCUUAGCGUUUAUCACCGGAGAGUUUGAUGACAAAGGUUUGACAGAUGACAUAUCGAGUUUGUCCGCAAGACAAGUUAAGUCACUGGACGAUUGGCUGCAGUUUUAUAACAAAAAUUAUAUUUACAAAGGAAAAUUAUAUGGUAGAUACUAUGACAGAGAUGGCAGUCCAACCUCAGAAAUCGAGAAAAUUCAAGAAAAGUUGCAACUUGCAAUAAAAGAGAAAUCAUUGGAAGAAGAACAGAAAAGAAUGUUCCCACCCUGUAACGUAGAAUGGAAACCAGGCAGUGGUACAGUAUUCUGGUGUACCAAAAGAAGCGGUGGCCUUGAAAGAGAUUGGAUAGGAACGCCGAGGAUGCUGUUCGAGACUACGAGCGCACAAGGUGCAUCUAGAUGUGCUUGCGUUAAAUUAGAUAGUAAAGAAUAUGAAGAGAACAAAGCUCGAUUGAGACAGUAUGAUGGCUGUGCAAAAUCUGCCACAAGAUGUGUUGUACAAAUGACUAAUAAUCCAUGACAAGGAAAAGUAUUCAAUACUUAUCCAUGAUACGAAAAAUUAUUUAGUACUAUUUUUCUAAAUGUGAAUCUUACUAUCGCAUUAACAGAUGCAUAUGUAAAAAUAUCAAGGAUAUUGAUUUUAUAUAGGUUUUCAAAUGUUGCUGCAAUUUUAUAUUCAUUAUAUUAAAUAUAGUGAAAGUACAAAUUAUGAAAGUACAAAUACGAAUUGUUUAUAUAAAAUUAAUUACAUAUACACAUACAUUAUAAAAUAAAUAAUACAAAUUUCCAAGCUUUACAUCGUUGUGUCUUAAUGAUUUAUAUUCGAGAACUAACAGCACGUAUUGUGUGGGUAUCUAGAAAUCCAAAGUGUUCCUACAACUUCAGUUCAUUAAUCUGUUUUUGUUUUGCUCUUAGGACUUUUUUUUUUAACUUUAGCAUAUCUCUUUUUUAACAUAUGUGUAUAAAAUU
Molecule: messenger RNA, 1569 nt
Organism: Pseudomyrmex gracilis
Lineage: Eukaryota; Metazoa; Arthropoda; Insecta; Hymenoptera; Formicidae
Product: neuferricin
Exons: 4
Coding region: 293-1120 (275 amino acids)
Cellular component (GO): membrane; endomembrane system
Source: RefSeq, a predicted model, not a curated record